This is a messenger RNA of Truncatella angustata, 1221 nucleotides long. Its product is annotated as fungal-specific transcription factor domain-containing protein. The coding region runs from base 1 to 1221 and encodes 406 amino acids. Lineage: Eukaryota; Fungi; Ascomycota; Sordariomycetes; Amphisphaeriales; Sporocadaceae. The record is from RefSeq and is a predicted model, not a curated record. The transcript has 2 exons.
AUGGCAGUCACAGCGCCCACCGCGUUGCAGUCGCCACGCACGCCUCAAGCAAUUUUCCAGAUGCAUCCAUUCGAGGAUGACCUCUUCUUGGCAUACAUGCGACAUAGGUUGUUACACGGUCGUGCCCAACAGACCUUAUAUCUGAAGGCACCUGAUAAGCAAUUGGCGGCGAAGUGUCUCUUGGCUCUGUCUACGACAUAUUUUGGUGCGGAGCAUGGCGACUUUGAUCUAGUGCAGCGUGGUCAGCAUCAAUACAACGAGGCCCUGAGCGAUCUGAAUAUGGCCUUGAGUAAUCCAAGCCAAUGUCGUACAUAUGAUGUACUUGAGUCUGUAGUUGUUAUGACCAUCUUCGAGUUCAUGGCUUCCACGUCUGAACACGGUUGGAUUCACCAUGCCUGUGGGCUAGAAAAGCUCAUGGCGUUACAAGGACCUGAUAGCUUCAAAUCACUGGCAGCAUUGACUAUCCUAGAGCAAUCACAGGCCAUCAUUAUUCUGGCCGCUCUGGUGCUCCACAGGUCAACGAUAUUCUCAAAAGAUGAAUGGAAGUACGCUCCCUGGGAGAAUCACCCAGAUCGACGUUCUGAUGUUCAAGAUCUCUACGAUAUUCUCGCAGAUUGCGCGGAAUUGCAAGUCGCAAAAGACAAAGCACAUGCCGACUUGAUGCAUGGCAAAAACUGCGACAUGCACCAAACGGUUAUUGAGAAUGUUAACAGCCUUCUUAAACAGCUCAGUCAAUGGCGGUGUAACUGGACAUACGAAGAGGUGCCAGUCACAAAAGCUGCUCCAAAUGAGCUCAAUGCCAAGAGCGAUAUCGUACCAGUUUGGAACACAUCCUACUGUUUCAACUCACUUCAUGGUGCUAAUGGACAUGGGCUUUCCAAUGCAAUUCUUAUCCUUCUCUUGAGAAUGCAACGAGAGACAAUGGCAGCUGCAGAUAUAACCUGCCCUCAGGCUUCUGACAUGACGAAAACGAUUUACGACGCCGGCAUUGCGAUCUGCAGAAGUGUUGAUUAUCAUCUCGAUCACUCACGUGUCGGUUCCGGUAGCCUAAUUCUGCAGUUUCCACUACGUAUGGCAUACGAGGCUGUGGCAGUACAGUCUCCAUCAGUGGCUAGAUGGAUUCGAGAUGUCCUUCAAGAUAUCAAUGUAGGGUCAGCAGGUCGAUGGAGUUCUGCCAAACAUUUGCUCCAGGUUGGAUUUCGAAAUCUAUCGACGCUCUGA